UAACUAUGGGCGGCUGGAGCUGAACCUUGCGAAAUCUCUUUUUUCUUCUCUUCCGUCAAACUCGAAGACACCAAAAUCAAAAAUCUCAAAACCCUAAAAUAAUUUCAGCAAAUCACUUCAUUCUCAAUUUCGUCAAAUCCCAUUCGAAUAAUCGUUUCCGAUUCUAAAACCUAAUUUCAAAAUUUCAAUUGUAGAUAAAUUGAUUGAAGAGUUUGAAUCAGUAGUUCAAGGGUUUAAUUGAUGGGUAAGAAGAAGAAAAAAACAUGUCAUGGAGGAAAAGGAGGUCGAAAGAAUAAAGGUAGAGGUCCUUCAGAUGAUCAUGCUUCUCGUCUUGAUAAUCUUGAUUCUGAACUUAUCUCUGAAGAACUCACUGCUCUGCAAGCGAUAUAUUAUGAUGACAUUAAAGUUGUUUCGGAAGCGCCUCCGUUGUUCAUGAUAAACCUUAGACCAUACUCGAAGGAUAUUGGUUCCGAGGAUCUGCAUGUAUCGGCUCUUCUUUCAGUAAGAUGCUUGCCAGGAUAUCCUUACAAGUGUCCAAAGUUGAAGAUAACGCCAGAGAAGGAUUUAUCGAAAGAUGAUGCAGAUAAAUUGUUGUCUUUGCUUAACGAUCAGGCAAUUUUUAAUGCUCGAGAAGGACGGGUAAUGAUCUACGACCUCGUGGUGGCUGCUCAAGAGUUUUUAUCAGAAAUUGUUCCACUUGGCCAAUCAAAUGAAACUGUUCCAAGUGGAAAGGUGGGCGGCAUGGAUCAAUUGCUUCAGGGGGAUGUGACAGUCACUUGCGAAAAUAAACGAUCUUCAAGAGGACCUUUCAUCUAUGGAUUGAUCGAUCUUUUUGAUGAUUAUGGAGAAUCAUCUGACUGGGGACUUGGGACUGCGAAAAGCGGCAGAAAUUCUCUACUGCCUACCCAGACGCCAGAUGUUUUCACCGGUGGAUAUAAGGUUCAAGAUAAGCAAUCUUCGUUGAAUGCGAAUGCGUUAGCAUCACAGGUUCCAAAGCAAGUGUCAAAGAAACAGCCAAUUGCCAUACAUGCCAUCAAAGAAGAGUCGGAAGAUGAUGAUAAGGAAUCAUUUGCCACAGAUUCUAGUGAAUCACUAGUGGAGGAACUAUCAAGCAGUGAUUCCGUGACUGAUGAUCAAGAUUUGAAGUCUCUUGUUGACGACGAGCAGAAAACUGAAGUUAGCGACAGUGAUGUGGAAGAUAUAUCGUCAGAUUCACGAUCUUCAACUUCUGCAAUACAUGGAGAAGGAGCUCAGAAUGUGAAAAAAGAUCUUAUACUGGCUCAUCUGCUUCGAGUAGCUUGUGCUUCCAAAGGACCAUUAGCAGAUGCUUUGCCUGAAAUUACAUCCGAACUGUAUGAUCUCGGGAUAUUUACCGAGCGGGUGCGGGAUUUGGCUACCAAACCACCAUCCCUUUUCAACGAAGCCUUUGAUAAUGUCUUUCAGAAGCAUAUGGUUUCUUCCCCUUAUUCUCAGUUCUGGAAACCUGCUCUUGAUUUGGGAGGACCAGCUGCUCCAAGUUCUAGAUAUCACAAUGACUUCGAGGAGGUCUCUUCACUUGGCCAUGGUGGUUUUGGUUAUGUGGCGUUGUGCAAAAAUAAACUAGAUGGCAGGCAGUACGCUGUGAAAAAGAUUCGCCUUAAGGACAAAAGUUUACCAGUUAACGACCGCAUAUUGAGGGAGGUAGCCACGCUUUCUCGUUUGCAGCAUCAACAUGUUGUACGUUACUAUCAGGCAUGGUUUGAAACAGAAAUUGGUGGAGCUUGUGGUGAUUCAGGUUGGGGUUCGACGACUGCAGGGAGCACCAGUUACAGCAACAUGGGGACAAAUUCAGCGAAUGCCAUGGGGCCUGAUAAUAAGUCAGAGUCAACUUAUCUAUACAUACAAAUGGAAUAUUGCCCGAGGACAAUGCGCCAAGUUUUUGAAUCAUAUAGCAGUCUAUUUGGGAAAGAGUUUGCUUGGCAUUUGUUUCGGCAAAUUGUGGAAGGACUUGCCCACAUACAUGCGCAAGGAAUCAUCCAUCGUGACUUGACACCCAGUAAUAUCUUCUUUGAUGCUCGUAAUGAUAUAAAAAUCGGGGAUUUCGGUCUUGCUAAAUUCUUGAAGUUGGAACAACUGGAUCAAGAUGCACUUUUCCCUACGGAUACAACUGGGGUUUCAGUGGAUGGAACUGGUCAAGUGGGGACCUAUUUUUACACUGCACCUGAAAUUGAGCAAGGCUGGCCCAAGAUUGAUGAGAAGGUCGAUAUGUACAGCUUGGGAGUGGUAUUUUUUGAGCUAUGGCACCCAUUUGGGACAGCAAUGGAAAGGCACAAAGUUCUCAUGGAUCUGAAGCAAAAUGGAUCACUUCCUCCCUCAUGGGCUGCUGAAUUCCCAGAGCAGGAAGCCUUAUUACGACUCUUGAUGUCCCCAAGUCCAUCUGAUCGUCCGUCCGCCACAGAGCUUCUUCAAAAUGUUUUGCCUCCGCGAAUGGAGGAUGAGUGGCUAGAUGAUAUUUUGAGAGCAAUGCAGUCACCGGAGGAUACACGUGUUUAUGAAAAAGUAGUCAAGAAAAUUUUUGAUGAGGAGAGGUUAACGAUGAGAUCUCAUCGGCAGCAUGGUGUACGAGAAAAGUUAACCAGGGAUGAGUCUUCAUUUAUUCAAUAUACAGAACUAUAUACGGAACUUCGUGAUUAUGUUACUGACACUGCAAAAGAAGUAUUCAAGCAUCAUUGUGGAAAGAGAAUGGAGAUAACACCAAUGCGUUUAUUGGAUGAUUAUCUUAAAUUUGAUAGGGAUGCUGUCAAAGUUCUGAGCCAAGAAGGAGACAUGCUUGAGCUUUGUCAUGAGCUGCGUUUACCCUUUGCUCAUUGGGUUAUGGCGAACCAGAUAUCGUCCUUUAAAAGAUAUGAAGUAUCGUCAGUCUAUAGGAAAGCAAUAGGUCAUUCAACCCCAAAUCGUUAUCUUCAGGGAGAUUUUGACAUUAUUGGAGGCACAUCUGCUUUGACGGAAGCAGAGGUUAUUAAGGUGGUGAUGGAUAUAUUAACACGAUUUUUUCAUCCAGAGUUGUGCCACAUUAGGUUAAAUAACGCUGACCUAUUGGACGCGAUCUGGAACUGGGUCGGUAUUGAGGUUGAGCUAAGAGAGAGUGUCGCACAGAUCCUGUCAGGUUCAUUACGCCCUCAGACCCCCAAACGUAAGUCCAAAUGGGUUCUCAUACGGACACAACUUAAGCAGCAUCUCAAUCUGCCAGAAGUUGUUGUCAACAGACUACAAACAGUAGAUUCAAGGUUCUGCGGAGUUGCUGACGAGGUACUUCCUAGAUUGAUGGGGGCUCUUGCACCAGAUAAGAAUACACGCAAAGCUCUAGAUGAAUUGUCAGCACUCUCUGGCUACCUAAGAGACUGGAAGAUCGAAAGAAAUGUGUAUAUAGAUGUCCUAAUGCCACCUCUGGAGAGUUAUCACCGGGAAACAUUUUUUCAGAUAUUUUACGAGCGACCUUCCGAAACUUCCCAGUUCCAGUCCCAGGCAACUUUAACUUUGUUUGCUGUUGGUGGUCGGUAUGAUCACCUACUUCAUCAACUGCGGGAUCAUAACUAUAAAUUGAAUCCUCCUGGUGCUGUUGGUGCCAGUCUUGCAUUGGAGACUAUCUUGCACCAGUCUUCAGCAGAAUCUAAACCUCCCAGAAAUGAAGCUGGCACUCAUGUUCUAGUUUGUUCAAGAGGGGGAGGUGGUUUACUUAAAGAGCGGAUGGAGUUAGCUGCUGAGCUAUGGCAGGAAAACAUCAAGGCUGAGCUUGUACUCAUGUUGGAUCCAAGCCUCACAGAACAGUACGAAUAUGCAAAUGAGCAUGAUAUCAAGUUCCUCGUCAUUAUAACUGAAACUGGUCUGACUCAAACAGGAUUUAUCAAGGUUCGUCAUCUUGAGCUUAAGAAGGAAAAGGAAGUUGAGAGAGAAAACCUUGUAAAGUUUAUAAGAGAUGCAACCGUGACACAGUCGAGGAACCUAACCAUUUGGAACUGAGCAUAUCUGCACAUUUCUCGCUAAUUCAUUUUUUCAGGUGGACUUUAUAGACGACAUUCAUUUAUCCAUUUCAAAACAUGUACAAAAGCAGACGAGAGAAGAAAUUUUGCAAACAUAGUCUUACAGUUCUUUUUUUUCCAGUAAAUAUCAGUUAGGAUUUUGUAAUUUACUUUGUGUGAAUAUAUUUUCUAAAUUUCAUUGAACGGAUAGUACAAGCAUAAUGAACUGUAAAUUUUUCAAUAUUCCUUUUGUUAGUAGUGAACUUGGAAUUUGAACUGUAUAUGAGCAAGGGACCAAGGUUAGUAAUGAAAGGCACUUUUUUUUA
Papaver somniferum (opium poppy) is the source of this 4324-nucleotide messenger RNA. Its product is annotated as eIF-2-alpha kinase GCN2-like. The coding region runs from base 241 to 3999 and encodes 1252 amino acids. Gene Ontology annotation, molecular function: ATP binding; protein binding; protein kinase activity. The transcript has 30 exons. NCBI's taxonomy places the organism in Eukaryota, Viridiplantae, Streptophyta, Magnoliopsida, Ranunculales, Papaveraceae. Gene Ontology annotation, biological process: mitochondrial translation; protein phosphorylation. The record is from RefSeq and is a predicted model, not a curated record. Gene Ontology annotation, cellular component: mitochondrion.